Hydractinia symbiolongicarpus is the source of this 447-nucleotide messenger RNA. RefSeq lists its product as uncharacterized. The coding region runs from base 1 to 447 and encodes 148 amino acids. Lineage: Eukaryota; Metazoa; Cnidaria; Hydrozoa; Anthoathecata; Hydractiniidae. The record is from RefSeq and is a predicted model, not a curated record. The transcript has a single exon.
AUGGCAAAAGCUCUUAGCAAUAUUCCUUGUGUGAAACCCUUUAUAAUUGAAAAAACUUCAGUGAAUUUGGAUAAGAAAUGGAUUGUAUGGAAGGAUGAUCUGGAAUUAUUCUUAACUGCCAGAGGUAUUACUCAAGAAGCACAGAAAAAGGUUUUAAUUUUACACUUAAAAGCAGGUACGGACACAUAUGCAGACGUCAUUCAGAAACUCGACACAUAUUUUAAACCGAAAAAGAACAUCACGUAUGAACGUUAUUUAUUCAAACAAACAAAACCGAAGGAUGGCGAAAGUUCAGUUAAUUAUGUUACAAGAUUGAAACGAUUAGGUGAGUCAUGUCAAUAUGCUGAUUUAAAUACAGAAAUCAAGGACCAUUUCAUACAUACUUGUACAUCGAGCUCGCUACAAAAGAAACUUUUACGUGAAGACACAUUAACCCUGGAGAUUUAA